UUAAUUUUGUAAAUGGAAGGGUAGGAAAUACAAGCAGCUAAGGACACAUCGUAGAAUAGAUAAAGGCCUUAAAUAGAUUUCACACCAGUAGUUGUACUGUAAAAUAGAUAUGUUGAGAUUUCCCGGUAUUUCGCUCUUCUUUUUUGUUUUGUUUUCCUUAUUUAUAUACACUUGAUUAUAAUGGAAAGUGUGAAGGGCCAGAUUUAGAUGCUCUGUGUUUUAGACCUUGAUUCACCUGCAGGAGGAGCUGUGGCUCGCUGGAGUCUCUCUGUAGCAGAAGAGAGAGAUCCCUCUUUUUCUCCUUCAGUGGCAAGAAUAAUAUCCCCAGCGCUGGAGAGAGAGCCUAUCAAGAGGCAAAUGGGAAGGGAAGAGAGAUAGCUGCCACCGUGAUAGAUAAGAGUGUGCCAGAACUUGUCUUCUUGACUGCACUGUGGGCCAGGGAAAGAGAGAACAGGUGCACCAGAGUGUCAGGCUGCUGCUUGCACAACAAAAACACACACUCUCUUUCUCACAUACACACACACACAUACACACACACACACACAAACAGAGACAGACAGACUCCUGAGCCUGGUCGCACCAGAAGAAGUUCAGACCUCAGAAGAAGACUGACCUCACACAGGUGGGUUAGCAGAAGUUUUGUCUGUGGAUUCACCCAAAUAUUAUGGCUUUGUUCCAACUGAGCCUUGUUGUCCUGUAGAGGAAUUGUGCCUUUCCCCUGCAGAAGAACUUGUUCCGUGCUUGCAGCUUGAGGGAGGAUGGAGAAGCUGUCGGGGAAAGACAAGGAGCUGAUACGAGGCAGCUGGGAGAGCCUGGGCAAGAACAAAGUUCCUCACGGUGUCAUCAUGUUCUCCAGAUUGUUUGAGCUGGACCCUGCGCUGCUCAAUCUUUUCCACUACAGCACAAACUGUGGUUCCACACAAGACUGCCUCUCCAGCCCUGAGUUCCUGGACCAUGUCACCAAGGUCAUGCUUGUGAUUGAUGCAGCAGUCAGCCACCUGGAUGAUCUUCACUCUUUGGAGGACUUUCUGCUCAACCUUGGGAGGAAGCAUCAGGCGGUGGGAGUCAAGACACAAUCUUUUGCUGUGGUGGGGGAGUCCCUACUCUACAUGCUGCAGUGCAGUCUGGGCCAGGCCUAUACAGCCCCGCUGCGUCAAGCCUGGCUCAACAUGUACAGCAUUGUGGUAGCUGCAAUGAGUCGAGGGUGGGCCAAGAAUGGCGAGGACAAGGCCGACUGAGGCGCACAGUGGGAGCCGCUGAGCAGUUGCUGUCAAGCGAUCAACAUGGUUGCCAUGGAAUAAGGUUGUAUAACUGUGCAGCAUUGUUGCUUUGGCUGCUGUACAUUUGCUCUGUGAGAAAAGGUUGUAUAGCGUAGUGAAUGUGUGCUAUAGUUACACCUCUAAAUCGCACUGAUCGCAAAGUUUCUGCUCUUUGCUGUGGAUGUUUAGCUGCAAGAUAAAGCUGUUGAACAGCUAUGGGAAUCUGAGUGAGCCGGCUUGGUUUUUUCUGAGAUUGGAUUUAUAAUCUGAGCACCUGGAUUGCGAGAAAGAAUUAAGGAAAAGUAUUUAGUACCGUUGUAUAUAAUGGCUUUGAUAUAUCUACUGAAAUCCUAACAGUUACUGUAGUAGUCUUUGUGAUGUAUCUUAAAAGAACUGCACACUUGUGAAAUACUAGAUAUCAUAUUUAAGCAUCACACACUACUCAAACUGUGACUGUUACUGUGGCCAGACAAGGCAGCUCCUUAACUCACUGGAACACGGUGAUAAUUCAAACCCAUGGGACAAUGCAAUGUGAUUUUACACGAGAAAAUCAGAUCACAUCAGUCAUAGUCAUGACUGUAUGUGUUUCUUUUUUAUUGCUUUGUGACUUUAUCUGAAUUUUUAGCUGCUGAAGUUAAUCAUGUUUAUUAAAUGUUAUUCAAUAGCUAUUGACAAGAACUGUUAUACUCUCUGAUAGCUUUCUUCUGUGGUCUAUGACUGUUAAGGUGGUGGUUUGCACCUUAUUAGAUGUGGUGUGCGAUGCUCUCCUCGGUGGAGGUUGUGGGUAUAUCAGUAGGGGUUUAAAGACUGUUAAACUCUCACUAACAGACUGUUAUGUGAUCUUUACCAUUUGACAGUAAAGGGCAUAUUGAAGGAACUGUUAACAUCUUCGUUCCUUGGAUAGUGGUUUCCAUUUGUUGUUCGUGUGAAGUAGGUUUGCUGUGUUAUAGAUGUUUAUCUUACUAUUGCUUAUCGACCGCACUGUUGCGGCUAAAAGUGUUGUUAUAUCAGCAACUUUAAAGGUGAGGAUAAUCAGAGUGGCCUGUGUUACUCCAACGCAGAGAAGCUUUUCUUUUCAGUGUAUUAACACAAAACAAAUGCACGGAAACCGUGUGCUGAAACUGUCUAAUAUGUGUGUUUUAAUAUUAUUAUUAUUAUAACUGCCAUAUCACUAUGUAUCAUUCACAGUUGUCAUUUUUAUUCACGGCCAGAGAGCCGAGUAACUUUACGACAGUGUGCCAAGUAUUAGACAAUAACAUCAUUCAACUGUAAAUCCAAGCUGCUGAUAUGUGGUUAUUAUCGCUUUAGUCUGAGUUUAUAUUUACAAAGCUUAUUUUUAUAUUCUGAAUUGUACGUGAAGUAAAAUACUUUUUUCCUCUGAAUGUCAUAGCAAAAUAUAUCCUUCAGAUAUAUAAUCUUUUAAUUUAAAAACCCCGUAUAAGUAAACAAAUGGAAAAAUGUGCUAUUUGGAUUAGGUUUCAUAUCUUCAGAAAAAAAUAACUAUUAUAACUAAACGCACAAAUCUUACAGAAAAUAAAAGCUGUGUGUGUGUGCACGUUUUUUUUAUUUAUUUUUUUUAAAUGAAUAGUUUUAUUCUGACAUGGUCUGUUCAGUCUGUACUUUCCAGCCCACAGGUGUAAUGUUUGUUAACUUGCUGUGUGGGUCGUAUAUUUAUAUUGACUCUUUUUUUUAGUAUCUGUACACAACCCAUUGCAGGUUGUUUACUCCAUGUGUCUGUUUUAAUUAACUGACAGUAAGCAUUUAUUGCCAACACGACUGAUAACUGGUUGGUUAAUAUUUUAGCAUCCAGAUGUGUACAUAUUGGGUGUUACUGUCUACCUCAUCAUUAUCAGCUGCUACUGAAGAGUGAUGACUUCACCUAGUUAUCCUUCAACCAAAAAACGCACAUUAUUGUUAGUCAGUACAAGUACGCACUCUUUGUUAACGGGAUUCCACCCUACACUUUAAAGAAGAACAUGUUAUGUGUUUACUUGAUACUGAAUAAAGUGAUCUG
Molecule: messenger RNA, 3273 nt
Organism: Cololabis saira (Pacific saury)
Lineage: Eukaryota; Metazoa; Chordata; Actinopteri; Beloniformes; Belonidae
Gene: ngb
Product: neuroglobin
Exons: 5
Coding region: 759-1238 (159 amino acids)
Molecular function (GO): heme binding; oxygen binding
Source: RefSeq, a predicted model, not a curated record